AUGGCGGUAAAUUUUAAUUUGACAAACACAUGUUCUGUUCUUGGAUCUGUCCAAAAAAUAUGUGAUAUCACUGGAGGAGAUCAUCUUCUCAUUCAACUUGGAGAUCUCUCUAGAGACGUUCUUAAAGUGGUUCUAUCCAAAUUCGGCAAAAUAUUACAAUCUGAAACUGGUGGAUUUUUGACUUCAUCGCCGCAACCUUCGCCGUCAGCUACAGAUGAUAUUGAUACGAGUCAAUCAAUUAUUGAAGAAGUGAGUUUAGAAAAAUUGAAAAGUUUUGAAAAAUCUCAAUUUUUUGCAGGUUAUUGCUGGUUUGGUGAAUUCGACAGUAGAAAACCAACGUCAAGAACUCAUAGAUCGCCGGCUUCAAAUCAAAAAAGAAUCGUACGACAAUCAUAUUCAACUAUUACAGAAAGAUUUGAAAGUUAGUUUUGAAAUGAAAAACAAAUGAAAUUUUCCAUGGAAAAACAUAAUUUUUUAGUUGAUUGAGCAAAUGAUGUUGAUUGAUGGGACAAAUUGUGUGUACAAACCUCCUGUGGAAAUUUUGCCUUCUGAAAACAUCCCAAGCACUUCACGAAAUCAAUUCAAUUCAAUUAUAAAUCGAGUUUCAAAAAAUCCCGAUGGAAUUCAAGCGAUGAUUGAUUUGUUUUCACAUAUUUCUUCAUCAAAUCUCUCCCCUGAUCUGAAUGUGGCGAAAAAUAAAAAUCAAUCUCCAAUUCAAGAUGAAUCACCAGUAAACAUCAGAAAGCGUCUAAGGAAUCAUGAUUCGAGAACACCGAAAAAAUCAGCGAUUCGAAAAAUUGUCGAAGAACAACCUUCUUCUUCUUCUGGUUCUUCUUCUUCCCAAACAAAUUUGAGGAAUAAUUCAACGGUGUCCAAAGAAUUGAUAGAAAUAGUUUCGAAUAUGUCAGCACAUGAUGUUUGUAAAACAGAAGAUGGUGUAACUUAUGGACAUAGACGUGGAAAAACUGUAAGUUUUGAAGUCGGAUAACGAUUUUUCUAGAAAAAUUGAAUUUUAAGGAAUUUGUAUGUUCAAAAUGUGAAUGGAAAACAACAACUCGUGCACUUCUUAUUCUUCAUUCAUCAGAAUCACAUGGAAUUGGAAAGGUAUUUGAAUUUUGGGAUGAUUCUUGAAAACUCUUUUAAAUUUUUUAGACAUAUAAAUGCGCAGAUUGUGCAAAAGUUUAUACAGUCCUUUCCAAAUAUCAAAAACAUCGAGAAGAUUUGUGUACCAUGAAAAAUGGUGUACCCCUACGAAAAAGAGCCAAAUCUUGCGUCUCUUCAUAA
This is a messenger RNA of Caenorhabditis angaria, 1284 nucleotides long. Lineage: Eukaryota; Metazoa; Nematoda; Chromadorea; Rhabditida; Rhabditidae. The record is from the annotation of a GenBank genome assembly.